AGGUCACCCAGCAGAAGUAAUUCUGAUGCAUGGUUAUUCACAUUUUCACAGGACUGCCUUACCUAGCAGAUGAAGGAUUCAGAACGAUGGCCUCGCAGGAGCAGGUCUGGCCAGUCCCAAUGAAGGCAAUUGGAGCACAAAACCUUUUGACAAUGCCUGGAGGAGUGACCAAAUCAGGGUAUCUUCAUAAAAAAGGAGGCACCCAGCUGCAGAUCUUGAAGUGGCCAUUGAGAUUUGUGAUUAUCCAUGAGGGAUGUAUUUACUAUUUUAAGAGCAGCACAUCUGCAUCUCCACAGGGUGCAUUUUCUUUGAAUGGUUACAACAGGGUUAUGCGGGCAGCUGAGGAGACAACAUCAAGCAAUGUGUUUCCUUUCAAGUUAGUUCACAUUAGCAAGAAGCACAGGACGUGGUUUUUUUCAGCUUCUUCUGAAGAUGAAAGAAAGAAUUGGAUGCUAUCCCUGAGGAGGGAAAUUGAUCACUACCAUGAGAAGAGAGAAACAAUAACAGAAUUCAGUGACUCUGGUUCUGAUGCAGACAGUUUCUAUGGCUCAGUAGAACGUCCCAUUGAUAUCAAGUAUUCUCAUCAUUCAGCAGAUAAUGAAGAUUAUGACCAGGAGGAAGAGGAUGAGUCUUAUUUGCAGCCAGAUACUUCUGACAUAGUGAAAGAUGAUAUGGUUCUGCCCCCAGCCUACCCACCUCCACCAGUUCCUCAUGUCAGAAAAGCUGCCUACUCGGAAUCGAGGGCAAAUUCCUUUGCUGGCAAAUCUACUGUGCCAGUACCACCACCGCCUCCUAAAAGAAGCUUACCUGAUAUCAAACUAGAGGAUCUCUUAAACAUGAGAGAACCCCAGUUACAGUGCCGAGCUGAAGCUAAUCUAAAGAUUCAGUCCUCAAGCCGGAGACUAAGUGAACAGCUGCCCCCUGUACCCCCUCUACCUCUUUUCAAAAAGCCUGUGUGUGCCAAAGAAUCGUGCUCAUUGCCUCCAGAGCCUCUGCCUCUAGCUCAAGUUCUUGCUACUCCAGAAGGAUGUGAGAAGCUAAAAACCUUAAAUCUUUCACCGCGAACUCCUCCUCCACUACCAAGCAGUAAACCCAAGCUGUCACAGUUUACUGAAAAACCAGUAGAGCCCAAAGUGCCAAGAGAACAUGGUAAACCUGGACUGUUUGUGCCACCGGUGCUCCCAAAGCCACCUGUGCCAAGCCACCAGCCCCCUGGAAUCAAGCCUAGACCAGAGAAGUCUUCAUGUCCCCAGUUACAGAGAUCACCACCAGAUGGGCAGAGUUUUAGAAGCUUCUCGUUUGAAAAACCAGCACUACCCUCCAAGCCAAACCAACCUGAUGAUGAUUCUGAUGAUGACUAUGAAAAAGUUGGGCUGCCUGCUUCAGUAUUUCUUAAUACCUCUGAAUCCUUCGAAGUUGAAAGGACAUUUAAAGCUAGUAGCCCACGGGGACAACCGCAAAAUGGAUUGUACUGUAUUAGGAACUCAUCUACUAAGCCUGGAAAGGUACUGGUUGUAUGGGAUGAAUCUGCAGAAAAAGUGAGAAACUACAGAAUCUUUGAAAAGGAUUGCAAGUUUUACCUGGAUUCAGACAUCAUGUUUUUGAACAUGGGAAGUUUGGUCGAAUACUAUAGCACUCAUGUCUUACCUAGUCAUGACAGCCUGAUUCUUCUGUGUCCUUAUGGUUACUCUAAACCAAGGUGACAUGACUGGCAUAAUUCACUGAUGCUUAGGACAAAUGUGUUCCCUACUGCCCUUGAAUUAAAUGUGGACUCCUGCCACUGUUGGACAUCCCAUUGUUUGCACACAGAAACUGAGUUUGUUUCAACCAUUUAUUGUCACAUGAAUUGUAUAUAGACUCCAUUUAAUGAACUCUUGGUAAAACCUUACAAUCCAGAUCAGUGGAUUUUAUGGUCUUUUCUUUUAAAAAGAUCUGAACUGAUUAUGCUGUGAAAGCUGUCCAUGAUACCUACACCUUUUAUAAAACUGCUGCUAUUACUAAUCUCCUUGGAAUGUGGAAGAUGGACAGGAACAAAGAAGUGGUCUGAAUACAACCAAUACAGAAAAGGGAAACUUCUGAAAGUAUAUCGGAAUUCACUUGUGACAGGGAAUACUAAUACUCUGACUUGAAGGUAUUAGUCCUUAAGUCAGCACUGGUGCUCAACUAAGAGUUUUUUGUAUUACUUGUAUAGUUGAUGUGUAAAUAAUGAAAACUUCUGUGGAAAUAAUUUGGUUUACUGUCGGUAAAGAUGAUCAGGAAAUGUGGCUGGUUUUUUAAGCCACCUUAUACAUAAAUGUAACUUCUGAUUACAAUGUCUGCAGUAGUCAAUAUCAGGGUACUAUCCAACUGAUAUGGUUGUGGCAUCCCACAUAUUACUUAAUGACGUGCACUUCAGAUCAGCGUGGAAUAAUACUGACUUGGCUUUCAUGUGAGCCCCAUUACUUAGUUCUGAACUGGAAGG
Messenger RNA from Fulmarus glacialis (Northern fulmar), 2461 nucleotides. It is a transcript of the gene SH3BP2, whose product is annotated as SH3-domain binding protein 2. Bases 30 to 1703 code for a protein of 557 amino acids. The transcript is spliced from 13 exons. The record is from RefSeq and is a predicted model, not a curated record. Gene Ontology annotation, biological process: signal transduction. Lineage: Eukaryota; Metazoa; Chordata; Aves; Procellariiformes; Procellariidae. Gene Ontology annotation, molecular function: SH3 domain binding.